GGUUGGCGAGGGAAGUGCCACCGUGUCCAAAGUGAGCCUACCUUUCCUCUGAGCCCUUAGACGCCUUGUUUACAGUAGCGGUGCCAGGCCUGUAAAGUUCCGAGGCCCAGAACGUGCUGCGAGUUUAUUGCUUUCAUUGUAUUCUUUCGUUUCAAGGGUCAUUGUAUGAAACCUCCAAUCUGGAGCGAGGCGGCAACAACAGGAAGAAGAUAGAGGAAUUCUCUAGGUCUUCUCGGGAGAAACUGGUCCAGUCAAAGAACAAGAUGUUCUCCAAAUUUACGUCCAUUCUCCAGCACGCCGUGGAAGCGCUUGCUCCAUCUCUACCCUUGCAAGAAGACUUUGUUUAUCACUGGAAGGGCAUUACACAUUAUUACAUUGAAACUUCUGAUGACAAAGCCCCAGUCACAGACACCAACAUCCCAUCCCACCUGGAGCAGAUGCUGGACAUUCUGACCCAGGAGGAGGCAGAAAGGGAGUCUGGUGAGACGGGACCCUGCAUGGAGUACCUCCUGCACCACAAGAUCCUGGAGACCCUCUAUACGUUAGGCAAAGCAGAUUGUCCUCCUGGAAUGAAACAGCAAGUCCUCACCUUUUACACAAAGCUGCUUGCUCACAUUCGUCAGCCGCUUCUGCCACACAUCAACGUCCACCGACCUGUACAGAAACUGAUCCGGCUGUGUGGUGAGGUUCUAGCUGCGCCUACAGAAAACGAGGAGAUCCAGUUUCUUUGCAUUGUCUGUGCCAAACUAAAACAGGACCCAUACCUUGUCAACUUCUUCCUUGAGAACAAAUCAAAGAGACCAGAGGUAAAGAGUUCUGCUGCAGCAGAAGGGGGGAAGGAAAGUGUUCUGGCUCCAGAUACAGGCCAGUCUCAGGCAGAUCAUCCUGGAGAACCUCAAGCCGCAGCUGCUGCUGCCACCUCAAGCCCAGCUGCUAACAAUAACAAUACCAACAACUACAAUCUGGUCACCUCGCUGCUUAACCUCACAAAGAGUCCAGAUGGCAGGAUAGUGGUGAAAGCAUGCGAGGGCUUGAUGCUCCUCGUUAGUUUGCCUGAGCCAGCUGCUGCAAAGUGUUUAACAGAAAACACAGAGCUGUGUGAGCUUCUCACCGACAGGCUGGUCUCGUUUUAUAAAGCUCUGCCGCCAUCCAUGGACCCCCUGGACAUUGAGACUGUGGAGUCGGUCAACUGGGGUCUAGAUGUAUACAACCUGAAAGAGGAUGCUGCUGUCUUCACAGGGAAGAGAGCUCUGAUAUCAUUCCUGUCGUGGCUCGAUUAUUGCGAUCAGCUCAUCAAGGAGGCGCAGAAGUCGGCCGCUGCAGUGAUGGCGAAGGCUGUGAGAGAAAGAUUCUUUGUGUCUGUGAUGGAACCGCAGCUCAUGCAGACGUCUGAGGUGGGAAUCCUGACCUCCACGGCGCUGCUGAACCGCAUCAUAAGGCAGGUGACGUCCGAAGCGCUGCUGCAGGAGAUUGUUUACUUUCUGCUGGGAGAGGACAAGGAGGCAGAAACUCCGGCUACCAUCGCUCAGAAUCCACUCAGACACAGACUCAUCGAGCACUGUGACCAUCUGUCAGAUGAGAUCAGCAUCAUGACGCUGCGGUUGUUCGAGCAGCUGAUCCAGAAGCCCAACCAGCACAUCCUGCACAGUUUGGUGCUGCGCAACCUGGAGGAGAGGAACUACCUGGAGAACAAACCGCAGGAGGAGCGGGAGGAGCGAGAGCCCCUGGAGAACGGGCAGCCCCACGACGCUGUGGACCUGGAGGAGGAUCCGCUGUUUGGAGACGACCUUUCCCCGGACAGCAGGCUGUCUGGCUCUGACUGGCUCGGCUCCUCCCCCCAACACAGCCCCGAUCACUCAAAGUCUGACGGGAAAACCGAGGUCCACAAGAUCGUCAAUAGCUUCCUGUGUUUGGUGCCUGAUGAGGCCAAGUCGUCGUAUCACGUCGAAGGCACCGGCUACGACACCUACCUCAGAGACGCUCACAGACAGUUCAGGGACUUCUGUGGCGUCUGCCAGCGGUGGGACUGGAGGGGAAGUCCGAAACCUCUGGAGAAAUGUAACUUGGACAUGCCGUUCUUUGAAGGUCACUUCCUAAAGGUUCUGUUUGACAGAAUGGGUCGCAUCCUUGAUCAACCUUAUGACGUCAACCUGCAGGUGACUGCUGUGCUCUCCAAGCUGUCCUUGCUGCCCCACCCUCACCUUCACGAAUACUUGCUGGACCCUUACAUCAGCCUGGCCCCCGGCUGCAGGUCGCUGUUCUCCGUCAUUGUCAGGGUGGUUGGAGAUUUAAUGCUGAGGAUUCACCGCAUCCCAGACUUCACCCCCAAACUGCUGCUUGUGAGGAAGAGACUUCUGGGCUUGGAGCCAGAGGGAGUCACCGUGGACCACAGUACGCUGCUGGAAGGUGUCAUUGUGCUUGAGGAGUUCUGCAAAGAGCUGGCAGCCAUCGCCUUCGUCAAGUAUCACGCAGCGGCUUCGUCCUCGCCGUAACCGUCCUGCUGCUCCACCAUCUGCCUCUUCCAGGCGGACGGGUCAGGACGAGCCGGGGCCUUCCGCGGGCGCCGGCGACAAAGGGUUGGCAGAAAAUUACCACUAACUGGUUUCACCUGCAAGACUGUUAGGAGCCCAGGUGGACGGGCUUCAUCAUCCCCCUUCCUCUGACCUCUGAGCAGGUCUUAGCGCAGACACUGCCCAGCCAGAGGAUGAGACAGAGGACAGGGAUGUUGAUGGAGAUGCACAGACAUGUUCACUGGACUCUUGUUUUUGUUGUUUUGUUUUUUGUUUUUUUUUUCCAACCUGUGCAGUUUCUCACUGCCCUUCUCUCUAUCUUGUCUUCUACCUUUGGAAUGAGUGUGGAGUUUUAAUAUAGAGGAGUAAAUGUGUUUAUUUAUGUUACAUUGCCUUAGUGUGGAGUCACACCUUUCAUUUACAGCGAAGUGUUUCUCUGUGGAACAUUUUGUUUUUAAUCCCCCUUGUGUUGUCUGUUUGGAGAGAGAGAGGUUCCUGCACAAUCUGGAAAUUUUUCCAGGAUCAGAAAACUACAGAAAAACAAAAUAAGUGUAUGGAAAUACUUUAUUCUUCAUCCAGUUAUCUAAUUUUUCCUUUUCUAUAUUUUUGUCUAUCCUUCUGUCUUUGUGUUAUUUUAUUUCCUUUCUUCUGUCCCUCUUGUCAUUUCUUCCUUUCAUCUUUGAACAUUAAGACUGGAAUUCUCUGGAUUUUGAGUUUAGGAUUUUUCAGGAUAAGAAAAAAAAUAAGAACAUGGAAACAAAAUUCCUUCCUUCCUGUAUCUUUUCUCUUUCCAUGCCGUACCUUUAAGCCUGGCUGAUGUCCUUCCUUUCUUUCUUGUCCUUUCUUCUUUCCCUCACCCUAUGUAUUCUCUUUGUCUCCUUCAUUUCUUGGCAUUUCUAUGCUCCUUCUCUUUCGACAUUCUUUCUUUUCUUCUUUUGUCCCUGAAAAACUUUGCCUGGAAAAGUCUGGAUUUUGAGUUCUGUGUUUUCCAGAAUCAUAAAAUUAUGUAAAAACAAAAGUGAAUUAUAUGGAGACAUAUUUAUAUUCUUUUCCUAUCCAAUUGUCUAAAUUUCUUCCUUUAUUUCUGAGAAACACCAUGGUGUCCUCCUCCUUCCCUCCUCUGUCUUUCCCCUCUUUUGUCCUUCCUAUGUUUCCUUAAUUUUCUUUCUUAUAAAGGAGUCUGGAAAAGUCUUACAUUUUUCUGAAUAUUGUGCAGGAACCAACAGAAAAGUUGUAGAGGGGAAAAUCCCCUCACCAUCAGCCCUUACACAUAUCUGUAGUUACAUCCAUAGUGACGUACUGCACUCAUUUUAAAUGCCAAGUCAUCUUAUUUAUUUCUUGAUUUGCUUUCAUGUUGCCUUUUUUAUUAUCUAAUGUUUUGUUGAAAUUAAGAGUCUGUUUAAUGACCGACUGCAGAGACUUUAAUUUGUUUUGGUGUCUUUCCUGGGUUUGGCUUUAAGUACUUCACCACCCAAAGAUGUGACCCUCCAUCACGUCGUGUUGAGCAAAAACUGGGAAUUUGUAGAAAAUGAGGAUUUGCACAUGGACCUUACCUCGCUGCACUGGUUACAUCACUGAAGAUUAGGACGAGGCGUCAGGAACUCACCGGAGUUUGGAGUGUUCAUUGUUUUACUCAUCAGUGUUCAUAUGUAGUCAUUUCUUUAGAGAGUAGGCAUGGGCUGCUUUGAGAUUCUCAUUGUGUGGUUACAUCGAGUGAAGAUUUCUCUCAUUUACUCAAAAAACACCAAUAUUAUAACAGUUAAAAAAAAUUAUUAUGUUGACUUUGAUACACAGAUAAAAUGAAUAUUCAACUUUUAAACUUAGUUGGUUUCCAGUUCUCAUUCAGGAAGUAACUUUUUUGUUUGACUGGUCAUGAAAAGUUAGAAAUUGGAAAAAAAAUAUGUUAAUUUCCAGGUUGUUAAACGUUUCAAAUCCCCAAAAUGAUCUGGUGCCAGCAGAUUACCUCCUCAGAAGUUCACACCCAUUUUGUACACAGUUAUUAUAGCGUCAGCUGUUUCUCCAUACAACUUUUGAGUUCAGCUUUUUUUAUCAUGACUAUCUUGGAAACCUUCAGUGUCUGCAUGCACAUGUAGUUGGACAGAUCCUGAUUAGGAAAAGAAACAGAUGGCUGUCCAUCCUCAUCUUUGUUUCCUCCUUAUCUACAGACUUCGGUUUUUAACACUUUGGAUGUAAAAUUUUGUAGAAUCUUAUUUAUGCAACAAAAAUAAAUUCAGAAAGAAAUCUGAUUUUUUUUUAAUACAGAAAAGCAGAAAAUCUAAAAUUGGGAUCAUAACAAACAUUAGCCUUGAAACAUUGUCUUAAUAUGAGUAACAAAUAUUUAGUUUACACGAGACCAUAUUUUCUUACUACCAGAAAUAUUUCUAAACAGCCAAAUUUUUCACUUAAAGUUGGAAAGUGUAGCAACCUCCUUUUCAUUCAGCUGACUUGCAGUGUGCAGCACUUUUUAAAGUGAUCAUACUUUAUUAAGUGCAGAAUAUGGCGGUUGUCAAAAACAGUUGGUCAUAAAAGCUGAUUUUGUCAUCCUUGUAGAAAAGUGUAGCAGUCUUUAUUCAGCCAACUGACCGGCAGUGUGCAGUAGUUUUAAAACGUCUUGUCUCUCAGUAAGAAUCCAGGGAUGUUGCUUUAGUUUUCUCACCAUAACAAAUACUACAGAACGGAUGAUUUUGACUUCCUAGUUACAAGGCAUACCAACCUUCUGUCAGCCAGCUGAAAGGCAGUGUGCAGCAGUUAAAGAAGAUGCUUCUUUUAGUUUUCACAACAAAAAAUAGCUGUAGAUGUUGACUGUAAACAUUUCCAAACGGCAGAAUGGGCAACUGGAUUUUUGGUUUUGUCUCGAUGUUUUGCCUCUCAGAUGAGUCGAGGCUGCAGUGCAGGCGUUAGAAAGAUGAAACCUGCAGUUGGCUUUUCAUGUUUUACAUCGAUGGCUUCUUUCACACAAAUAUCAAACCGUCUAUUUCCUGUCCAAAAUGUCCACAUUACUGUCUGAAGAAGCCUCUUGGUUGACAGGAAACAUUCAAGAUAAAAAGAGAUGUGAAGUUGCCUUCCUGUCCCAGAAUCUACACCAACAUGUAGUUGGAGGUUAAUUUUCUAGGACAUUUUCUUUCAGCCAGCUGACUGGUCGUGUGCAGAAACAAGUGGGGGAGGGGUAACGCUCUCUCUGGUGUCUCUUCUGAAGGAGUUGGAUCAGUUUGGGGGAAAACAGCUCAUGCCUGGUGGAAAAACAUAUCUUCUCUUAUUCAAGUCGUCAUGAUCUGAACUUUCUCACUUUUAGGGAUGAACAUUUGAGUCUGAGAGGAACCUGUCUCAUUUUUCCUUUUUUUGUUGUUCUAAUUAUGCUGGACAAAAGAAGAAGAAAAAAACUGACUUAUAAAGAGUUUUGUCCUAAACCCAUCCCAGUACAGCAUACGGAGACGUCCUUCACAAGUUGUCAUGACAUCCUGUGAGGUGUUGCAGUGUUACUCGUUCAUCCUAGAGAUGAUGCACCGGUGGUGUUGGAACGGGUUGUGUGUUGCCUUUAUGCUUGGAGGGUGUCUUUAAUUUAUAAUCCUGCUCAUAGAAAAGUUUCUAAAUGUGCUUUUUGUUUUAAUUUGAUCCCAAAAGGGAUCAAUUCUGUUUGGUAUUUUGUUUGCUGAGAAGAAAUGACAGUGUUAUUGAUUGAAGCCAUGAGUAUCUGCUCCUUUUGUUUUUAUUUCCAAAUUCAUCACUCUUGCACCUGAGCUACAUUAUGCAAACUGCUUGCAUGGAUUCAGAUUUGCACAUUGUUGUAAUUCUUGUUUUGUAUGUUUUACUUUUCUUCUUCUUCUUCAUGAACCAAAACACCAAGAAAAAAAGAAGUUUUGGAUGUUCCAGGAGUCACAUUUCUAUUGUUUUUUCCUUUUGUUAUUUUAACUGUCAUGCACAUUUUUUAAAUCGACUGUUUUGCAACUUCUGGUGUACAGUUGUAUAUUGUAUGUGUACAAUAGCGUUAAAGUUAUACUACCUGGUGAAAA
Xiphophorus maculatus (southern platyfish) is the source of this 6520-nucleotide messenger RNA. RefSeq names its product family with sequence similarity 160 member B1 (gene fhip2a). Lineage: Eukaryota; Metazoa; Chordata; Actinopteri; Cyprinodontiformes; Poeciliidae. The transcript has 17 exons. The coding region runs from base 264 to 2492 and encodes 742 amino acids. The record is from RefSeq and is a predicted model, not a curated record.